AUGGUGCGACUGCAGGAUAUCGCUCCAAUCCAUGAAUUUUGCUCGCAACUUGUGCUACACAUUUUUAAUGAAAUUGAUAUUGACGAUCUUAAACUAGAUACCUUGAACACUUUAGAGAUUCCGUACGGAGACACUUUUCCUUCAAGAUCAUCCACCGCCUCACCUUUAUCUGCGUGUUAUGAAAUACUUCGCGCUGACAGCGAUGCUUCUGCAUCUUACAGCAGCACCUAUUCAUCAUUUGACUACCCAUCUGAGCCAGAGCCGACUCUAGAUUAUGUCGAUUCAUACGAGGUUGACUACAAAAUUCCUGAUAUUUCUACUUUGCAAGCCGCUCCAUUCAAUGCAGAAGCUAUCUCUACACUUGCUGAUCAACGCGAAGCGUAUCACGUAGUGCCGGACCUUUCUUGGCUGGAAACGUUGGUCGCAACUGAUGUCGACGAUAAGGAAUCUGAACGACUAGAGAGUCGGCAAAAAGAAGCGAAGAAACGCGACUCAUGGAGCACAGAUUUGGAAGAACUUCGUGAAGGUAUUGAACAGGUCAUAAGAUAUGAACCUGAACAACUGGACGACUCCUCGUUGAAUCCUGCUUCUCAAAAACUGUCUUCUUUCAUCGACUCGACAUCAACUGUGGUCGGCUACACUUCCGUAGUAAACUACGAUGAGGAAGUCAAGGUUAGCAAGUCACAAUGA
Messenger RNA from Cooperia oncophora, 690 nucleotides. Lineage: Eukaryota; Metazoa; Nematoda; Chromadorea; Rhabditida; Trichostrongylidae. The record is from the annotation of a GenBank genome assembly.